Messenger RNA from Drosophila bipectinata, 1878 nucleotides. RefSeq names its product Ionotropic receptor 7c (gene Ir7c). Gene Ontology annotation, molecular function: ligand-gated monoatomic ion channel activity. The record is from RefSeq and is a predicted model, not a curated record. Gene Ontology annotation, cellular component: membrane. Lineage: Eukaryota; Metazoa; Arthropoda; Insecta; Diptera; Drosophilidae.
AUGCUGGCCACAGGGGUGCACAACGUGAGCCUGGUCUACGCCCUGGUCUGGGCUAUCGAUAGCUUCUACGGCCGGGCCACCAGUACGCCGCUGGCAGUGGUCCAGUUCGCCACGAGUCGGCAGAGUCGAGGGCAUCACAACGACCUUAUCGACGCCACCCUGAGCAAGUCCUCUGCCAGCGGCAUGAUCCAGUUCCUGCUCGAGGACGACCAAGUGGAGGAGACCGAGAACAUGAAAGAGCUGCCGCCUCCGAGCGGCAUUACGGGCAGGCCCCUCGCCAUUUGGUUUGUGGACAGCCUGCGGGCCUACAUCCGGCUGGAGAUGUACCUGAUUCAAGUGGGCAGUCCGUACAAGAGAAACGGCUACUUUGUCCUGGUCUACACAGGCGUGGAGGACGAACCGAUGGAGUCCAUCAAGAUCAUGUUCCGGCGCCUGCUCAACAUGUAUGUUCUGAAUUUAGUUGUCUUUCUCCCGCGAAAUGGAACUGUCCAGUUGUACACCUACUAUCCGUACGGGCCACACCGCUGCCAAUCCUCGCUGCCGGUCUUCUAUACAGCUUUCCAGCACCUGCCGCCGCCCUCCAGCGGCUUCGGCUUGACAAAGCCACUCUUUCCCAGCAAGUUGGCCAACAUGCACGGAUGUGAGAUGGUCGUUGCAACCUUCGAACACCGGCCCUAUGUUAUUCUGGACGAUGACAAAAAUGUUCCAGGUGGCAGGGUCCUUCACGGCAUUGAGGGAAUGAUUUCGCGCGCCCUGGCGGAGCGGAUGAACUUCACCAUUAAACUGGUGGAACGCAAGGACAAAAACCGCGGCGAAAUCCUACCCGAUGGGAAUUAUUCGGGCAUUCUCAAAAUGAUGGUGGAUGGUGAGGUCAACCUUACCUUCGUCUGCUACAUGUACAGCAAGGCUCGAGCGGAUCUGAUGCUGCCCACUGUCUCCUACACCAGCUUCUCCAUUGUUCUUACCAUUCCCAGUGGCGGGUCUAUUACGCCCAUGCAGCGCCUGAUUCGCCCAUUUCGUCACAUCAUAUGGUACUGCAUCCUGGCCAGCUUAGCGUCCGGCAUUCUGGUGAUCGCCAGCCUUUCCGUAAUGACUGUACCGUGCCUGAGGAACCUGGUCUUGGGAAGAAGAAACCAUCUGCCCUGCACUGGGAUGUUGUAUAGCUUGCUGGGUGGAACGGUCAUGCACAACCCGCGGAGGAACUUUGCGCGAUUCCUCCUGAUGCUCUGGCUGUUGCAAACCCUGAUCCUACGGGCCGCCUACACAGGCCAGCUGUACCUACUGCUCCAGGACGUGGAACUGCGAGCGCCGUUGACAAAGCUCUCCCAGGUCCUGGAGAAGGGCUACGUGUUCCACAUGCUGCCGGCCUUAAAAGGAAUUUUCAAGGAUUCGCUCGAAACUACUGAGACUAAAGUGGUGUUUAAUCUGGAAGCGUCAUUGCGUCGGCUCCGGGACGAGGACGAUCCCGGGAUAGCAGUGCCCCUGCUGCAACCCACAGUAUACCAGUUUGACUACCGCUCCGGACCCAACCGCAGGCACCUGACUCUGCUGCCUGUGCCCCUGAUGACCGCUCCCCUGACCAUGUACAUGCGACCGCAUUCCUACUUCAAGCCUCGCAUCGACCGGCUCCUCAUGGCCAUGAUGUCCUCAGGGAUUGUAGCUCGCUAUCGAAGGCUGUACGUCGACCGGAUUGAGCGCCUAGCUAAGCGCAGGAACCUGGAACCAAAGCCCCUGACCCCCUGGCGUCUAGGAGGGAUAUUUUUUAGCUGUGCGGUGCUACAGUUCCUGGCCAGCUUGAUCUUCCUUCUGGAAAUGAUGGCCCGGAGUCGUCCGCGCUUACAUAGGGCUCUUUCUGCAAUUAAUAACUACGUUGCAUAG